AUGGCCACCAGAUCAUUGCGGCACAGGUCGAGCCGCUAUUCGAGUCCCGCAACAUUUGGGGACAAAGAGGCUGCACCAAAGCCCGCUGAGAAUGUCUCGACGAGAAAUGGUCAACAGACGAGUCUGGACAAAUGGAUUGAGCCGGCUGUGCGACCUGCGGUCCCCAGCUUUGAAGAUACAAAAGGUCUCGAGAGGGUGGGCGUGCUGGAGAAUAUGCAGCCUCUAGGGACCGCGCCGUCUCACCGAUUGCUACAAAAGCUCAAACUGAAUUAUGUCCGCCCUUCGCCACGACCAGCUCCAGCACAGCUGGAAGAAGUUGUCACCCCCGUGGCAGAGCCUGAAAAGGUGGACUCGGCGUCACCGAUGGAGGAGGACGUGGUGGUGGUAGCAGCACCAACAAUUGAAACCGAGCAGCCUGAAAUAUUACCUGACAACCCAUCAAUUCCUCACGAUACAAUUGUCAUUUCCAGUCCUCCACGUGGCCGUCCUUCUAGGAGAGACGUUGCAGAUAUGCACCAAGCAACAACCGUGUCGCCGUCUCCUGGCACAUUAUCAUUUACGCCCACCACCCAUGUCUCUCCCAAGCCGCUAUCGAUCCAGCAGCAACUCCGACAAGACCGACUUCGCACUCAUGUCGACCGUGCUGUACGCGAAGCACAUCAGAAGAACACGCCAGAUCUGGUGCGUGGGCUCCAGAGAAUCCGGGACGAUGCUCAGAUGAACCCCGACUUGUGGAAUGUGUUGGAGGCUUUGAUCAACAAAUCUCCCAGCUCCGAGCAGUUUAAAGUUUUCAAGCGCUACAUAAAGUCGGGCGUCAAGCAGCACAGGAGAGAAAGUCAGAUGUCAGCGAGCCCAUAUCAACCUUCUCCUCAAAUAUUCAAUGACCUCGCUUCCCCUGAACACCGAGAACGCUCGCCGAAACCCAACCACUUGGAUGACAGUGGCCCCGUGUAUUCUGAAGAUCGACCUCGCAGAAUCAAUCUCUACUUCAACCUCCCGCGCGCCUUAGCUACCUAUGGCCCUGAAGACACGCCACUGUCGCCGUCUACGAUUUCGCGCUCCGCGGACAUCGCUGAGCCCCUUGGAAAGUCCAUCCACCACACCUCUACUUCGUCACCGCACAAGCGGAAAAGAUCAGGAAGCGUGUCUACCAUCUCGUCGCUAUCGUCAGCCCCCUCAAUACCUGAUGAAAUCCCACCACCAUGGGAGCCACAGGGUGACGAGUCGGCAGGGGAUGGGCGAUCACGAUCAGCUGGACAGCGCCAAGCCGCAAGCCGGGCGGCAGCCGGCAACAGACUCCGUUCAGCUGCCAGUGCCUCGACUCUCCCUUCUCAAGCUGGCCCGAAACAGUCCUAUCCCGAGCUCGCAACUUCGUCCAAAGCGAACUCGAACAAAAAGUUCAAGAAGACGCGAGAAGACACCGACUUCGACAUUGAUGAACUUUCCAGGCGGAAGCGGCUUUAUCUAGAUGACAGCUUUCAUGAUUACAACACCAUUCCUCGACCCGAAAGCCACGAACGAGACCCAGUCCAUAGCCAUCCAGAGCGACCUGCAUCGACUGACAAUCCGCCUCCCCCGGUUAUUCAUCCAAACCGCCUGGUUGUGCCCAUCGCCACACUGACAUCCCCAGUGAGUGCGCAGGCUCUGCCUGACAACACCUUGACCAACGGAGCCGGUCGCAAGAGAAGAUACGAUGAGGUGGACAUUGAUGAUUUCGAGGACUCGACGCCCGACUCGUCCUCUCCUGGUCCGUUGCUUGUGCCACCACCACCGGGUGUGGCAAACGCCCACCCACGAGGUGCAACCCCAAGAUCGACCAGGCUUCACCCGGCACAGAAAACACGCAAAUCUGCGCGGGUCAUGGUUUCGCCCAACAAGCCCAAGAAUGGCGGAAUCACAGCAGGAAUUGCACGUGCGGGGCCCGGGCGCGAUGCUGGGAUCGGCAAUUUGAAUGGAGCGGAUUCAGGCGCAGAGGAUAACGACGAGUUUUGCGCAUCGUGUGGUGGCGAAGGGAAGCUCCUUUGCUGCGAUGGUUGUACGAAUUCCUUCCAUCAUGCCUGUUUGGAGCCACCCCUGGAUCCGGAUGAAGAGGUGGAGGGUGAAUGGUUCUGUCCGCGAUGUGUGGCUCGGAGGACCAAACAGGUCCCUCAUCCAUCGGGUCUUUUUGGCCUCGUUCUUCGCCGUGUUGACGACAUUAUCCCGAAAGCCUACUCGCUUCCUUCCGACAUUCGCGACUACUUUGAGGGAGUUCGAACAGGCGACGAGGGCGAAUAUGAGGAAGUCGGCCCUCCCCGCACCCAAAACAAUACGGCCAAGAUGAAUCGGGCCGGCUUCAUCGAAGAACCCAAUUACAAGGAGACGCGCGAUAGCAAGGGCCACAUCAUCAGAUGCUAUCACUGUAAUUUGACUGCCAACGGCCGCGACAUCAUUCCUUGUGACUUCUGCCCGGCGAGAUGGCAUCUGGAUUGUAUUGAUCCGCCUCUAGCCGUCCCACCGCGGCGUCGCCCUGGAGACAAACCGGGUGCAUCGUGGCGAUGUCCUCUCCACGUCGAACACGACCUGGUGGCCGCCGGCAGGCAGAGUGAGAAAGCUCCAGGAGAACUUGGCCGCGUUCCUCGAUUACGCAAGCCGAAGAAUGCAGUGCCACUUGAUGUCAGUGUGAGCCGAGGUUUCCGAAACAACGGAAUCAUCGAAGUCGAUCUCAUGAAAGACGAACCUGAGUUGGACAAAACCAAGGAAGUCCAAAUGCACGGCAAAAUUUACCGAAUUCCUGAGAUGGGUAUCAGACUGGAUUUCAUUGAUCGGGUUAAGAAGAGCUGGUAUGAAGACCAAGCCUUCCCCAGAUUGAUGGAUGCCCCCAAGAGGAUACGAAACCGCAAGUAUCGUCCUGAUGGCGCCGUUCUUCACCAUCCACCUUCACAGACCAUCGUCAAGAUUCGAGAACCCGACUUCUUUACCGGCGCGAAUGCUCUGGCCAUCACCGAGACAGCCAAAGCAAAUGUUGCUUUGCGGAGACGAUCAAUCCGAGAACAGCAAACCGUUUUAAACCUGGCUCAAAUGUCCCAGAGGGGCAUCAACGGCUACUCUGGGGAUGCGUUGGCAGAAUUGACAAAUCAAUUGAUCAGCGAAGCCCCGUCUGACGUGGUGGAUGCUGUCGAAAAGACUGAGCUUGAUCAACUGCUUGAGUUGCAAGAGCUUAUCAACCGAAGACUUGCCUUUUUGGGCCGCGCUACAAACACCUCACGCUCACGUUCACGCUCACGCUCGAGAUCUGUCGAUGCCGAGUCUUUGGACGGGAGCUAUGCUGACGACGAGAUGCCUCCUACCACCCAAGAUCCCAGAAAUGAUACGACCGUUCGCUGGCUCACGUUGAAUAAUCUACCAACAUCGUCACCGCCGUCCACCGAUGAUGGGCUACCUGUCAAUCCAGCAUUGCGUGUAGCUGCUGUGGCGGACGUCUCGGGUUCUAAGAUGGCGAAUGGCGACACGUCCGAUGAGCGCGCAGUGGAAUCCAAACAAGAAGAAGAAGAUGGAGCCCGCCCAGCUCUACUUGAUGAAGCCGCGAUCCGCCGACGCGACAAGGAAGAAGCCGGUCUGAGGUGGCUCGAUGCGUUCUUUCCGACGAGAACUGAGACUUCUGCAAAGUAUGGUCCUACGAAUAAGGCAGCACAGGGUUAUGGAAACAGGAACAGCGUUACUAGGCGGGACCUGUCGCCUUGA
Messenger RNA from Fonsecaea pedrosoi CBS 271.37, 3720 nucleotides. RefSeq lists its product as uncharacterized. The record is from RefSeq and is a predicted model, not a curated record. NCBI's taxonomy places the organism in Eukaryota, Fungi, Ascomycota, Eurotiomycetes, Chaetothyriales, Herpotrichiellaceae. Gene Ontology annotation, biological process: regulation of transcription by RNA polymerase II. The transcript is spliced from 3 exons. Gene Ontology annotation, cellular component: Rpd3S complex. The coding region runs from base 1 to 3720 and encodes 1239 amino acids.